GGCGCACACGGGUGCGUCCCUGGCCGUCGCACUACACAGAUGGUGCACUGGGGGGACAGACUCCCUCAGGCCCACGUCGGUGGCCAGGUGCGGCCUCUGCAACUGGGAGGGUACGACGACUGUCGUCACUCGGGAGUCAGUUGGAUCUACCGGCUUCACCGCGACGAGCUGAUACGGUAUCUCGAGGAGAACCAGCUGCCUGCCACAGCGAGCGACACCGUGGCUGACAUGCGCGCCCGGCUCGUUCAAUUUAUACGCGAGGUCAGUGACGUCUCGUCUGGUGUUCCGACGGCGCAGCCCACACUGGAAAAACCUUGGCACCAGAGAACGCUGAGGCCUCCCCUCGCGCCAAGGCCAGAUGCGAGUACCGAGCGACUCGCAGACCGGGGUGGACGUGCGUCCCACUGGGAGUCCUCAUCUUUUGUCUCCACUGAAAUUCACUACUGGGAUGUGUUCAUGGAGAAGCACUGGAAGAGUGUCGUGUCACGCUCUGUGUGCGACUAUUUCUUUGAUCAGCAGAGAAAAGUUGGUAGUCCUGAGGACAUGCCUCCUGUGAUAGCCACGCCCCACCAUUACUUGAUCAGUAUUCAUCGAUGUAGCAUGUUCUUUGUUGCAGUCUGCAUGACUGAAGUUCCUCCUCUGUUUGUGAUUGAGUUUUUACAUCGAGUUGUGGACACAUUCGAAGAUUACUUCAGCGAGUGUACGGAGUCGAUAAUCAAAGAACACUACGUAGUGGUCUAUGAGCUUUUGGAUGAAAUGUUGGACAACGGUUUUCCAUUGGCAACAGAGUCGAACAUCCUAAAGGAGUUGAUUAAACCUCCUAACAUUCUGAGGACUAUUGCUAAUACAGUUACUGGAAAAUCUAAUGUAAGUGCGAUUCUUCCCAGUGGCCAGUUGUCUAAUGUCCCAUGGCGUCGCACUGGAGUCAAAUACACAAAUAAUGAAGCAUACUUUGAUGUGGUUGAAGAAGUGGAUGCUAUUAUUGACAAAGCUGGCUCAACAGUAUUUGCAGAAAUUCAAGGAUAUAUUGACUGCUGCAUAAAACUAAGUGGCAUGCCAGAUCUGACAUUGUCAUUCAUGAACCCUCGCCUCUUUGAUGAUGUCAGUUUUCACCCAUGUGUCCGGUUCAAGCGGUGGGAGUCUGAAAGAAUAUUAUCAUUUAUACCACCAGACGGCAACUUUCGACUAAUGUCGUACCACAUUGGUUCUCAGAACAUAGUAGCUAUACCUGUGUACAUCAGGCAUAACAUAUCAUUCCGCGAGGCAGGUGGUGGGAGACUGGACAUUACUGUUGGUCCCAAACAAACCAUCGGCAGAACGGUGGAGUCUGUGGUGAUCGAAAUCCCGAUGCCAAAGUCAGUGUUGAACUGCAGUCUCGUCCCAAAUCAAGGCAAAUACUCGUUUGAUCCGGUGAGCAAGGUGCUGAUGUGGGAUGUUGGGAGGAUCGACACGGCCAAGCUGCCAAACCUGAGAGGAACAAUAAACCUACAGUCUGGAGCAGCUGCUGUGGAAUCCAAUCCUGCCAUCAAUGUUCAGUUCACAAUCAACCAGCUAGCCGUCUCUGGUCUGAAAGUGAACAGACUGGACAUGUAUGGAGAAAAGUACAAGCCAUUCAAAGGAGUAAAGUACAUAACAAAAGCUGGCCGUUUCCAGAUUCGCAUGUAAUCAAAUGCUGGCUGGUGAAAUUCCACAUACCCUGUUACUCAUAUUGAGACAUGGACAAGCACUUCUGUAUUGUUUUUUUUUUUUCUUAUGUGUAUGGAUUAGCGUAAUUUUUAAACUUAUAAUCCGUUGCAGAGCAAAAGCAUUUGGAUAUUCUGGGCACUUAGUUUGUACAAAAAUAUAUUACUACAUAAAACACAACACACAAUUCACAAUUGCUUUAUCUCCCCAAAUAAUUUAUAUUCAUUUAAAGCUAAUAGUUGAUAAGUGUAUGGUGCAAGACUAGCUUUUCAAGUUUCAAGAGAGCGAAGUUUGUGUUAAAUGAGAGUAAGGGAUUACAGUUUGUUGGCAUUUCUGUUUUAUAAGCAUGCUUUGAGUUUAGUCAUUUGAAUACUUGAUACAAUUGUCCCAGAUGAUCUUUCAUGUGCUGUUUUUCCUUCCAUCCUUCCCUUCUGACUGAGGUGAUUAAAUCCCUGGGUUUCCAGGUAUCUUCAACAUUGACACAUAUAUUUUUACUGUUUCUGGUGCAAUAAAAAAAAUUGGAACGAGUC
Messenger RNA from Bacillus rossius redtenbacheri, 2213 nucleotides. It is a transcript of the gene carmine, whose product is annotated as AP-3 complex subunit mu-1. Gene Ontology annotation, cellular component: cytoplasmic vesicle; clathrin adaptor complex. Bases 40 to 1665 code for a protein of 541 amino acids. The record is from RefSeq and is a predicted model, not a curated record. NCBI's taxonomy places the organism in Eukaryota, Metazoa, Arthropoda, Insecta, Phasmatodea, Bacillidae. The transcript has 12 exons. Gene Ontology annotation, biological process: endocytosis; intracellular protein transport.